AUGACGUCUGUGCCGGUCCAUCAGCUGGCUAAAAUCACGAUUAACCGUUCGAAAAAAUGGAGUUAUUGGCACAGUAUUGGCACAGAGCCCCUGUUCUACAAGACCUUGGGACAAUGUGUAGACGAAGCUGCUGAAAAAUUUGGAGACCGAGAAGCUUUCGUUUCUAUACACGAAGGUGUAAGGUUCAGUUUUAAAAAUAUUCGGGAUCAAUCCGAUAAAUUAGCUGCAGGACUUUACGCCAUUGGAUUAAGACCUGGCGAUAGACUUGGCAUCUGGAUGCCCAACUACUCUCAGUGGUAUUUGACCAUGAUGGCAGCAGCUAAAGCCGGGUUGAUAUUGGUCGGACUGAACCCUGCUUACCAAGUUCUAGAUCUGGAAUACUGUCUCAAGAAAGUGGAGAUCAAAUGUAUUAUAACUCAACGUGAAUUUAAAACCCAACAUUUUUAUGAUAUUUUGAUCAAACUUAUAUCAGAAUUAAAUUACUGCGAACCCGGAAAAUUGAAGAGUGCUAAAUUUUCACAUCUGACAACAGUAGUUGUUGUUGAUGAUGGCCAACUAAAGGGCUGUUACAAAUUUCAAGAUAUUUUUUCUAUAGUUUCUCCAGAAUCUGUUCAAGAAAUAUCAAAACUCAAAGAAACAAUCCACCCUGAUCUACCGUUAAAUGUACAAUUUACAUCUGGUACUACUGGUCAGCCAAAAGCUGCUUGUCUAAGCCAUUUCUCUUUUGUUAAUAAUAGCUACCAAACUGGUAAAAUUUAUAAAAUUGGAGGCAAAUUGAAUAAAAUAUGUGUGGCAGUACCAUUUUUUCAUGCUUAUGGUAUCGCAUCCAUUAUAUGCACUUUAAUGCAUGGUACAAUUUUGGUUGUACCUGGUCCUAUUUACAGUGCCGUGCAUUGUUUAGAAGCGAUAGUUAAGGAAAGAUGUACAAUAACUCACGGAACUCCAACAAUGUACGUGGACAUGAUUGCUACCCAGAAAAAAAUGCAAUAUCCUUUGGACAGUUGGGAGGUUGCUGUCACUGCAGGUGCUCCUUGUUCACCAAGUCUAGUAAAACAAAUGAUAAAUGAUCUUAAAAUUAAUGAAGUCAUGGCCGCAUAUGGUCUGACAGAAGGUACUGCUGUUAUCCUCCAAACUUUACCUGGGGAUGGUGUUGAUAAAUUAACAGACACUGUUGGCUAUGUGCAAGAUCACCUGGAAGUUAAAAUUGUUAAUGAAAAGGGGUAUGUUGUACCUUUUGGUCAACCUGGUGAAUUAUGUGUACGUGGAUACUCAACCAUGCUGGGGUACUGGAAAGAUGAGGACAAAACUUUGGAAAUAUAUGGGAAAGAUAAAUGGUUAAAAACUGGCGAUCAGUUCAUUUUGCGAGGAGAUGGUUAUGGUUGCGUAGUUGGAAGAUACAAAGAAAUGAUUAUUCGUGGAGGUGAAAAUAUAUUUCCAAAAGAAAUUGAAGAUUUUCUCAACACACAUCCUGAUAUAAUAGAAGCAAAUGUGGUCGGUGUACCAAACGAGCGUUUAGGUGAAGAAGUUUGUGCCUUCAUAAGAGUCGAAGAGGGGAAGAAAGUGGAUAAAGAAAAAGUGAAACAAUUUUAUAAAGAUAAAAUUGCAUAUUUUAAAAUACCAGAAUAUGUUAUACAAAUUGAUGCUUUUCCCAAAACUGCUUCGGGCAAGGUUCAAAAAUUUAAACUACAAGAAAUUUAUAGCAUCCAACAAACAACCCCUAAAAAUGCAAGUUAUUGGCAUAAUAUUGGCUCUGAGCCUUUAUCCUACAAAACCUUGGGACAAUGUGUGGAUGAAGCUGCUGAAAAAUUUGGAGACCGAGAAGCACUUGUUUCUCUACAUGAAGGAUUGCGAUAUAGUUUUAAAGAUAUUCGAGACCAAUCUGACAAAAUAGCUGCAGGAUUUAAUUCCAUUGGAUUAAAACCUGGUGAUAGACUUGGAAUAUGGAUGCCUAACUAUUCGCAAUGGUAUUUGACCAUGAUGGCAGCUGCCAAAGCUGGACUGAUAUUAGUAGGAUUAAAUCCUGCAUACCAAGUUCUCGAGAUGAAGUACUGUUUACAAAAAGUGAAUAUUAAAGCCAUUGUAACGCAAAGUCAAUAUGGUAAACAGAAUUUUUAUGAUAUACUUGUUAAACUGGCUCCUGAGUUGCAACAAUGCGAACCAGGAAACUUGCAAAAUGCUGAAUUUCCACAUUUGAAAUCAAUUAUAAUAGCUGAUAAAGAUGAUCAUAAAGGAACUUUUAAGUUCCAAGACAUCUCCUCGCUUGCCACAACCAGCUCAAUAAAAGAAAUAUCAACCCUUAAAUCAACUAUAGAACCAGACUCACCUUUCAACAUCCAAUUCACGUCUGGAACAACUGGUCAACCCAAAGCAGCUUGUUUAAGCCAUUUUCCACUCGUCAAUAACGGAUACUUUAUGGGAAAAAGAUACAGGAUUUCGGAAAAACAUCAUAAAAUAUGUGUUUUGGUUCCAUUUUUUCACGCAUUUGGUAUGGCUGCAACUAUUUGUCCUGCACUACAACAUGGUGCAACUUUGGUUUCACCAAGUGCAUCUUAUAAUGCAACCAGCAGUUUGAAAGCCAUUGCUAAAGAAAAGUGCACAAUUUCGCACGGGACACCUACAAUGUACGUAGAUAUGAUCUCUAAACAAAAAGAACUAAAUUGUUCCCUGGACAGUAUGGAAUACGCCGUCACUGGCGGAGCUGCCUGUUCUCCAAACUUAGUCAAACAAAUACUUGAAGAACUAAAAGUCAAAGAAGUUCGAGCUGCAUAUGGGUUAACAGAAAGUACUGCAGUUAUUUUCCAAACUUUUCCCAAUGAUACCAUUGAUAAAAUUACUGACACAGUAGGUCAUGUGCAAGAUCACCUGGAAAUAAAAAUAAUUGACAAUAAAGGACAAGUUGUGCCUUUUGGACAAUCUGGUGAAUUAUGUAUUCGAGGAUACGUCAACAUGUUAGGAUAUUGGGAAGAUGAAGAAAAAACUAAGGAAAUAUAUGGCAGGGAUAAAUGGUUGAAGACUGGGGAUCAAUUCAUAUUGCAUAAAAACGGCUAUGGAAGCAUUAUAGGAAGAUUUAAAGAAAUGAUUAUAAGAGGUGGUGAAAAUAUCUUUCCAAAGGAAAUCGAAGAUUUUCUUAACACACAUCCUGACAUAUUGGAAUCACAUGUAAUAGGAGUUCCCAGUGAACGUUUAGGUGAAGAAAUUUGUGCUUUUGUACGAGUCGACAAUGGAAAGAAAAUUACUAGAGAUAUUGUAAAAGAAUUUUGUAAAGAUAGAAUAUCACAUUUUAAAAUUCCAAGGUAUAUUUUACAAGUUGACUCUUUUCCCAAAACCGUAUCAGGAAAAAUCCAGAAAUUUAAGUUAAAAGAAAUGUUUUUAAAUGUUUAA
Molecule: messenger RNA, 3381 nt
Organism: Ctenocephalides felis (cat flea)
Lineage: Eukaryota; Metazoa; Arthropoda; Insecta; Siphonaptera; Pulicidae
Gene: Acsf2
Exons: 15
Coding region: 1-3381 (1126 amino acids)
Biological process (GO): fatty acid metabolic process
Molecular function (GO): medium-chain fatty acid-CoA ligase activity
Source: RefSeq, a predicted model, not a curated record